This is a messenger RNA of Ectocarpus sp. CCAP 1310/34, 902 nucleotides long. Lineage: Eukaryota; Phaeophyceae; Ectocarpales; Ectocarpaceae. The record is from the annotation of a GenBank genome assembly.
GUCCAACCUAUCUCCCGUCCGCGCGUUGGCGUCCAGUAGGACAUACACACAUUCUUUGGAAGGGAUCCUCCACACGAGACUGUAAAGUUUUCCCCAGAACACGCGCUUGCUGUCGGCGGUUGAAGGUUGGCAUACGCGGCUCCGAAGUUGACCACUCCACGGUGGCCUGCCAACAGAAACCCAUGGCCAUAAGGCGUUCGUCAGGAAACUCCGUAGUGAACGUGGAUGUCUUUCACAGUGACUCUUUGACGGCUAUCCCCACACCAUGGACUCCACCAGUCUCCGUGCCACAGCAGAACACCCGAUAACCCGCUGCUGCAAAAUUCGGUUCGACCUGCCCUCCGUGUCUCCUGCAUUCCUACCACCGAUACGUCUUGUCUCGAUGCCUCGUGUAGAACGCUGUAAGCUCGCCCGUAUCCAUUGGCCCCCUUAACAGCCAAAGUCCGCACAUUCCAGGUUGCUACCCUAUAAAGUUGACCCUGCUGUCUCUUUCGCGCGGCGCGCGCUGCUCUCUUAGGUAGCCUACGCGCCGCCCGACCCCUCCUUUUCCUUCAUCUUCCCCUCUAUUUUUGUGUUUUUUGCUAUUUUCUUGCGAACACUCGGGCUUACGUGAUAGUUACCCCGGUUCUUGCCUUGUUUCCCAUAGAGUUGUCUUCUUGUCCCGGAGCGGUGUGGCCCUCCAUCUCUGGACUCUCUACUUUCCUCGCUCUGGGGCAUACCCCCACGGCGUGCGGUCACUCCGCAACCCUCACCGUGCUCUCUGCUGCUGCAUAGCCCCGGUGUCCAAGCCGUGGCGUCAGGAUCCAGUCUCAUUGUGCAGCUACCAAUGCUGGCGGCUCACGAGCUACCCCGAUCUCACGACAGCAGUAACUCCCUACCGCCAAACUCAGCAUCCCCCUCGC